Guillardia theta CCMP2712 is the source of this 1989-nucleotide messenger RNA. RefSeq names its product Nup54, nuclear pore complex component (gene NUP54). Gene Ontology annotation, biological process: NLS-bearing protein import into nucleus; protein localization to nuclear inner membrane; nuclear pore organization. The transcript is spliced from 11 exons. The record is from RefSeq and is a predicted model, not a curated record. Lineage: Eukaryota; Cryptophyceae; Pyrenomonadales; Geminigeraceae. Gene Ontology annotation, molecular function: structural constituent of nuclear pore. Gene Ontology annotation, cellular component: nuclear pore central transport channel; nuclear pore. Bases 1 to 1989 code for a protein of 662 amino acids.
AUGCAGUUUGGUACUUGGAGGCAGGUCGAGCCUGGAUUCGGAGCUGGGUUUGGAGCCAACCAGUCGACAGGAGGAGGGUUCGGCUCCUCCGCGGCCGGAUCCACGUUUGGAGCAGCAAAGCCAACUUCUUCCUUUGGCUUUGGAGCAUCGACAGGGGGAGGGUUCGGGGCGUCAACAGGAGGAGGGUUCGGGGCGUCGACAGGAGGAGGGUUCGGGGCGUCAACAGGAGGAGGUUUCGGGGCGUCAACAGGAGGAGGGUUCGGGGCGUCGACAGGAGGAGGGUUCGGGGCGUCGACAGGGGGAGGGUUCGGGGCGUCGACAGGGGGAGGGUUCGGGGCGUCGACAGGGGGAGGUUUCGGGGCGUCGACAGGGGGAGGGUUCGGGGCGUCGACAGGGGGAGGUUUCGGGGCGUCGACAGGGGGAGGGUUCGGGGCGUCGACAGGAGGAGGUUUCGGGGCGUCGACAGGAGGAGGUUUCGGGGCGUCGACAGGAGGAGGUUUCGGGGCGUCGACAGGGGGAGGGUUCGGGGCGUCGACAGGAGGAGGUUUCGGGGCGUCGACAGGAGGAGGUUUCGGGGCGUCGACAGGAGGAGGGUUCGGAGCAUCCACAGGUGGAACUAAUGCAUCAGCUGCGUGGAGUGUCCCACAACAGGCCGUGGCGCAGCAUCAUGCUGGAGAUCUUGCAUUCCUGGUGCAACCGAUUGAAGGGAUGGGCAAUUUCCUUGGGAGCCACAUCAUCAAUGAGCGUGAAAGAAACGAGGCUGGUCAAGAUGUUGGUCAGAAAGUUCUUAGUGAAGAAGCAGCAGAAGUGUAUCAGGCUUUGAACGUUCAGUUCAUAUCAUGGAACCCAUGGGACCCAGCAGUCUUGACCAUGAAUGGUAAAAUGGCUAGGGAGGGACGCUUUCGUCCGUAUGACAACCUUGUAAAUGAGCUCAAGAAUCCCAAUCUCGGGCCAGCAGACGUAGAGAAGAAGAUUUCUACUUUGAACGCAAAUGUGAUUGUUCAACCUGUGUGGGAUUUUACUGACGUGGCACAGGAUCAAAACAUGGUGAAAGCUGCCCUGAUGCCACGAUUUUCAGCUGAGACGGUAGACAACCGUGAUCCUCAAAAAGUCAUGGACAAGAUGCCGGACACUGUAGAGAAUCAAUGGAAAACAUCAGAAUGGAAACCAGACGUUGACAACUCACAUUGCAGAUUGAGGCAUUACGUCCUGCAGCCUUUGACGCAGGCACAAAUGAGGCUUCCAGCCGAUGAGCGCCAUGGCCUCAAUCAGACAGCUUUGUCUUCUCCUAAUGAUCCUCUUUUCCAGUCAAAACUUCAGGAAAAUCCCAAUCCCUACAAGUAUUGCGUCCUUCCCAUCGUAGGCUUCCACCAGCUCCUACGGAGGGUCAAAAUGCAAGACGACAAGAUUGCUGAGCAGAACGCGGUGCUGCAGAGCUUCGAGCAGCAAGUAAAUCGCAUGAGAGAGUUUCAGGCUGUCGAGUUCCCCAAGAUGCUUGCGCAGAGACGAGCUAAGCAGGUUGAGCUGGGAAGGCGGACGCUAGAGAUCAUGCGAAAACUUGAGAUGCAACGGCAGCCAACAACUAUGCCCAGCAGGCAAGAAGAAGAAGAGAGACGGUUGUUAGGUCGGCGAGGGCUCCCCAAGAGGACGCUCCUGACUUUCCUCGUUCUUUCAGGGUCUGCGAUGCUUCAGAAGAAACUUCAGCGGCUGGAGGAGCUGAUGGCCGAGCUGCGCAUGCAGGUACUCGAAGAUGGACUCAAGUCUUUGACUGACCUGGGCGAUCAACAGGAUAGGAAGAGAUUGAAGCAACGGGCAAUCCCUUCCAGCGCAUGCGAUGAGCCUGUGAACAUGCUGAAUCAGGGAGCUCUUGAGCGAUUGGACGAGUUUCUGGAGCACAGGCUGAAGGGGAUAAGACAUCUCACGGACAUCGUCGACAAAGACUUGAAGGACACAAACACGAUGCUGGGCUUCCUCGCCCCAUCAAACUGA